AGAGAGUCCUCACACACUGGCUCAGUGUUUGAUCCUCUGGCAGCUCUGAGUCACUGACAGCUGGACUGAACACAGGAAGAAAAGAAGAAGAGACGCGGCGAGACUGCAGGAGAAGAAGAGACAUAAAGGAGAGGAAGAACAUCUACAGCAAACUUUAACACUUCAUCACUCAAGUUUAUUUAAUCUGAGAGGAGAACACUGACUGAGGUGCAUCAUGGGAAGUCCAUAGAGACAGACCUGCGUGCUCCACGUCCACCCACCCCCCCCACCCCCAGCAUGCUGGCCAGGUUCCCCCAGGGAAGGAGCUCUCCGGGUGGGGCAGGAGGGCUGCUGCUGCUCCCUCUCCUCCUGGGACUGGUGGUGAUGAUGAUGAUGAUGAAGAUGACGGCGGCGGUGAGUGUGGACGCUGCAGAGAGCGAGGAGAGUCAGGAGAUCCUGGAGGACGACGAGGCCGUCAGCACCGAGAUCAUGGAUUCGAUGUCCUCGGAUCUGUCCAGAGUGUCUCCGCUCAGCUCCUGGUUGAUCUUCAGGAGAAACUCCAACAAAGGCGACAACCGGAAAACCAAAGGAGGGUCCAAGAGAACCUCCAAGCACGGUCUCCCAGGCCCUCCAGGCCCUCCAGGACCCCAGGGACCUCCGGGCCCCCCGGCCCCGCUCCUGCCCCAACAGCAGGAACUCAUCCAGGAGCUGCAGCAGAAACUGAGAGACGUGGCAGGAGGAGUGUGUUUGCUGUGUGAUCGUCCUCCUCGUGUCUCCACCUCCUUCCUCAGUCGCCUCCUGCAGCCCGUCACCAUCCCCAGACGCAGCCUGCUGGAGCUGCAGCCCUUCAGCAAGCCCUCAGACGCAGAGCAGAGCCUCCAGAGAGGUCAGAGUUUUAACGUCAGCACCGGCCGAUACACAGCAGCCGUGACCGGUUUCUACCAGCUGACCGCCAGCCUGCUGAUAGAGUCAGGUGACAGGGUCCAGGUUCGUCUCAGAGACAGCGUCAGAGCAGCGAUCUGCAUCGAGUCUCUCUGUCAGAGCAACCUCUCCGUAGAGUCGGUGAUGGGCGUAGCAGCUGCAGGAGGAACAUUCAGCAUCUUACUGACAGGAACUCUUUAUCUACAGGUUGGAGAGUACGUGUCGGUGUUUGUAGAUAAUGCGACCGGCUCGGCCGUCAGCGUUCUGCAGGAUUCUCUGUUUUCAGGGAUCCUGUUGGGCGUCUGAGCAGCUUCAUCACAGCAGCCGUCUCCAUGGGAACGAGUGACAUCAUCCAGGUCUCACGGUGCAGCACCUGUAUGACAUCAUCUACAGGAAGCUGCUGUUUG
Molecule: messenger RNA, 1307 nt
Organism: Scomber japonicus (chub mackerel)
Lineage: Eukaryota; Metazoa; Chordata; Actinopteri; Scombriformes; Scombridae
Product: erythroferrone
Exons: 8
Coding region: 277-1206 (309 amino acids)
Molecular function (GO): hormone activity
Source: RefSeq, a predicted model, not a curated record